Molecule: messenger RNA, 6713 nt
Organism: Acinonyx jubatus (cheetah)
Lineage: Eukaryota; Metazoa; Chordata; Mammalia; Carnivora; Felidae
Gene: UNC5B
Product: unc-5 netrin receptor B
Exons: 17
Coding region: 454-3291 (945 amino acids)
Biological process (GO): netrin-activated signaling pathway; anterior/posterior axon guidance
Cellular component (GO): membrane
Molecular function (GO): netrin receptor activity; protein binding
Source: RefSeq, a predicted model, not a curated record
GCGGCGCUCGGCAUUGUGGCAGGCGGCGGAGGCCGGCGAGGGCGCCGGAGUCGCGGGUAGCGGCGGGGCGCAGAGAGGCGCGCGCGGGGGUUCGGACGGCGCGGCGCGGGCUGCUGCGAGUGUCGCUGAGUGCACUCACCUUCUGUCUCGCAACUUCGAAGCCAGGGCGUGGGAGCGCGGGGAGCGCUCGGAGCCCCAGAGCCUGAGGAGCGCAGAGAGGGGCGCGCCGGAGCCUGGCGGGAGAGCGGGCGCCGGGCACCCACUGCGCUCCGAGCGCCCGGCAGCCCUCUGCGCAGCGUGGCUGCCGCUGCCCCCACGGAGGGCACGGGCUGGCGCGGCCGGGCGCCGGGGAGGACGGCGAGGAGGAGGCGGCGGCGGCGGAGACGGCGGCGGCGAGGCUGGGGCCAGGGAGAGAGCCCCGGGGGAGAGGCGCCCGAGCCUGGCCGCGGGAGCAUGUGGGCCCGGAGCGGAGCGCGGGGCGCGCUGCUGCUGGCGCUGCUGCUCUGCUGGGACCCGAGGCUGAGCCAAGCAGGCACUGAUUCCGGCAGCGAGGUGCUCCCUGACUCCUUCCCCUCGGCGCCGGCUGAGCCCCUGCCCCACUUCCUGCAGGAGCCACAGGAUGCCUACAUCGUGAAGAACAAGCCCGUGGAGCUGCGCUGCCGCGCCUUCCCCGCCACGCAGAUCUACUUCAAGUGUAACGGCGAGUGGGUCAGCCAGAAUGACCACGUCAUGCAGGAGGGCCUGGAUGAGGCCACGGGCCUGCGGGUACGAGAGGUACAGAUCGAGGUGUCGCGGCAGCAGGUGGAGGAGCUGUUCGGGCUGGAGGAUUACUGGUGCCAGUGCGUGGCCUGGAGCUCCGCGGGCACCACCAAGAGUCGCCGGGCCUACGUCCGCAUCGCAUACCUGCGCAAGAACUUCGAUCAGGAGCCUCUGGGCAAGGAGGUGCCCCUGGACCAGGAGGUUCUCCUACAGUGCCGCCCACCAGAGGGCGUGCCUGUGGCUGAGGUAGAAUGGCUCAAGAAUGAGGACAUCAUCGACCCCACCCAGGACACCAACUUCCUGCUCACCAUCGACCACAACCUCAUCAUCCGCCAGGCCCGCCUGGCAGAUACGGCCAACUACACCUGUGUGGCCAAGAACAUCGUGGCCAAGCGUCGCAGCACCACUGCCAUGGUCAUUGUCUUCGUGAACGGUGGCUGGUCCAGCUGGGCGGAGUGGUCACCCUGCUCCAACCGCUGCGGCCGUGGCUGGCAGAAACGUACACGGACCUGCACCAACCCGGCCCCGCUCAACGGAGGCGCCUUCUGCGAGGGCCAGGCCUUCCAAAAGACCGCCUGCACCACCGUGUGCCCAGUGGACGGAGCGUGGACGGAGUGGAGCAAGUGGUCAGCCUGCAGCACUGAGUGUGCCCACUGGCGCAGCCGCGAGUGCAUGGCGCCCCCGCCCCAGAACGGAGGCCGAGACUGCAGCGGGACCCUGCUCGACUCCAAGAACUGCACCGACGGGCUGUGCAUACAGAAUAAGAAAACUCUAAGUGACCCCAAAAGCCACCUGCUGGAGACCUCGGGGGACGUGGCGCUGUACGCGGGCCUCGUGGUGUCCAUCUUCGUCGUCGUGGGCGUCGUCAUGGUGGUGGGGGUGGUGGUUUACCGCCGAAACUGCCGGGACUUUGACACGGACAUCACCGACUCGUCGGCCGCCCUCACUGGCGGCUUCCACCCCGUCAACUUCAAGACUGCGAGGCCCAACAAUCCACAGCUCCUGCACCCAUCCGUGCCUCCGGACCUCACGGCCAGUGCCGGCAUCUACCGCGGGCCCGUGUAUGCCCUGCAGGACUCCGCCGACAAGAUCCCCAUGACCAACUCGCCCCUGCUGGACCCCCUGCCCAGUCUCAAGAUCAAGGUCUACAACUCCAGCACCACCGGCUCGGGGCCAGGCCUGUCAGAUGGGGCUGACCUGCUGGGGGUCCUGCCGCCCGGCACGUAUUCCGGCGACUACACCCGGGAUGCCCACUUACUGCACCUGCGCAGUGCCAGCCUCGGCUCCCAGCAGCUCCUGGGCCUGCCCCGCGACCCGGGGAGCAGCGUCAGCGGCACUUUUGGCUGCCUGGGUGGGAGGCUCAGCAUCCCGGGCACAGGGGUCAGCCUGCUGGUACCCAAUGGAGCCAUCCCCCAGGGCAAGUUCUACGAGAUGUACCUCCUUAUCAACAAAGCAGAAAACACCCUCCCGCUUUCAGAAGGGACCCAGACGGUAUUGAGCCCCUCAGUGACCUGUGGGCCCACGGGCCUCCUGCUGUGCCGCCCUGUCAUCCUCACGGUACCCCACUGUGCUGAAGUCCGUGCCGGAGACUGGAUCUUCCAGCUCAAGACCCAGGCCCACCAGGGCCACUGGGAGGAGGUGGUGACCCUGGACGAGGAAACCCUGAACACGCCCUGCUACUGCCAGCUGGAGGCCAGGUCCUGCCACAUCCUGUUGGACCAGCUGGGCACCUACGUGUUCACGGGUGAGUCCUAUUCCCGCUCGGCAGUCAAGCGUCUCCAGCUGGCCAUUUUCGCUCCUGCCCUCUGCACCUCCCUGGAGUACAGCCUCAGGGUCUACUGCCUAGAGGACACGCCCGUAGCGCUGAAGGAGGUGCUGGAACUGGAGCGGACCCUGGGUGGCUACCUAGUGGAAGAGCCAAAACCCCUGCUGUUUAAAGACAGUUACCACAAUCUGCGCCUGUCUCUGCACGACAUCCCCCAUGCCCACUGGAGAAGCAAGCUGCUGGCCAAGUACCAGGAGAUCCCCUUCUAUCACAUUUGGAGUGGCAACCAGAAGGCCCUGCACUGCACCUUCACCCUGGAGAGGCACAGCCUGGCCUCCACAGAGCUCUCCUGCAAGAUCUGUGUGCGGCAGGUGGAAGGAGAGGGCCAGAUCUGCCAGCUGCACACCACGCUGGCAGAGACACCUGCUGGCUCCCUGGACGCCUUCUGCUCUGCCCCUGGCAGCACGGUCACCACCCAGCUGGGACCCUACGCCUUCAAGAUUCCACUGUCCAUCCGCCAGAAGAUAUGCAACAGCCUGGAUGCCCCCAACUCGCGGGGCAAUGACUGGCGGCUAUUGGCGCAGAAGCUCUCCAUGGACCGGUACCUGAACUACUUUGCCACCAAAGCAAGCCCCACGGGUGUAAUCCUGGACCUCUGGGAAGCUCUGCAGCAGGAUGACGGGGACCUCAACAGCCUGGCGAGUGCCUUGGAGGAGAUGGGCAAGAGUGAGAUGCUGGUGGCCAUGGCCACUGACGGGGACUGCUGAGCCGCCCCGGACCGUGGACUGGGAGGGCUGGCAGGAGGCAGGCACAGAGGAGGCAGCCUCGUGUGAGGCAGUGCGGCCCCUGCUGCCCCCCAGCUCACAGCCAGAGGCGCCCCCUCCUCCUCCUCCCCUUGCCCCAUUCCCAGACCACGACCAGCCUUAGAAAAUCCAUGUACUCUGUUGUCAGGAAGACCCAGUGUUCCUUCUCCACCCUUGCUGUCCCCCCUGCCCUUGGAUCUCCGUGGAGGAACCGAGACGAGGCCUCUGGAGGCAGCGAGGGGAGCCAGGAGGUGGCCCUCCCUCCCUCCUCCCACCCCCACCAGCCACCUCCGCCCCAGGAGCUCUGGGUGACAUUUGUCUUAGAUGCGUUCUUCGGUUUCUUCCUCAGUUACUGGUUUCUCCCUCCCGCCUAAGUCCUCUUCUCCUUUCACACCGUUUUCCUCUUUGAAGAGUCAAGUACAAUUCAGACGAACUGCUUUCUGUCGUCCAAAGCAAAAAGGAAAAGGAAAGGAAGAAAGAAAGCUUCAGACCCCUAGUCAGGCUCAAAGAAGAAAAAAGAGAAACCCCAAAACCACAAGGGAAAAGAAAAACCCAGUUUCUUAGGAAACGCAAAUGCUUUAUUAUCCAGAUAUUUGGAUGAGUCCUUUUUAAGAAAAAAAAAAAAUGAAAAUGAAAAACAACACAAAAAAAUAGAAAACUCUUUCCUUGAGUGUGGAUGAGUGUGGGCUUGCUCAUGGUUCUGGCCAGGAGUGAGCGUGUGUGCGUGUGUGGGUGUGUGUGUGUGAGAGAGAGAGAGAGAGAGAGAGAUUAUCAGGGAGAGAGAACAGGGAACACCUUGCUGCUAAUGAUUCUGUCUUAGGCUAAAUUCCUACAAGGCCUCAGUUUCCCCAGGUGUACAGGGUCAAACGGGGUUUUAGCCAUGGUACCAUGUUUCCCUCUAAAAUUCUGAGCAGAUGCUGAAUCUUUAAAGGCAAGGAGCCCUGAGAUCUGGAGUGGGCUGGGGUCCUCCCUCCCGCAUCCCCAGGCAGAUGCCCCACAGGCUCCCUGGGCUCCUGGAGAAUCCAGAUUAAGAGGCCCAGGGAUGGAAACUGGGCAGACCAGGCCAGCUGUGAGCCAGAGACAAUGUUUCCAGUGCCCCGGUCUGGUGGCUCCUGGAAAAGGGGGUGGGGCCCAGAAGUGGGGCUCUAGCAGAGAAAGAAGUGGGCAGGGAGAGUCUCCCAUGGGCACUUCUCUCCUUCACCCCAGGGUGGGAGCAGCCAGGCCACCCCUCUACCUAGCAGCCCCCACACCAGGUGGGCUGGCGCAAAUUGACAUUCCGCUAAUGCCCAGGAAUCCGGGAACUGGUCUCCCCCAGCCUCAGUUUCUCCGUCUAUAAAGCAGGAGGGCUGGAUAAGCGGGCCUCUGACUGCAGAAGCCUGAGCUUCUGGGCCUCAGCGUGGCUUUACGGAAUGUGUGAGCAGUCAGCCCUGCGGGCCGGGAGGCUGGGAAGUGGGCGGGCUGGCUGUGCUCUACGUGCACGCCCCAGUGAAGGAGGACCUGGGGAGGGCUGUUUUCCCAGCUCUGACCUCCACCGGCAGCUCCCUUAGCCCUGUUCUCACCCUCCCACUGCAGUCUGGGAGGUCUGAACAGGCGGGACUGCCAGGGUGGAGGGGGCUGGUACCUCCUCACCAGCCUGCUCUGGGAUGCUCCAAGGGCCCAGCAGGAUCCCUUUUGGGCUGGCUGAUCAUGGCCGGGACCAGGCUCUUACGGCUGGCACAGAGGCCUCCUCGCAGGCCUCUCCCUGGCACCCGGGGCAAAGCAAGAAGUUCUGGGCACUGACCCCAGGGCUUGCCCCAGCUGGUCCAUGACCAGCCUGGGCACAUCCUGGCCCUUGAAAGUCUGGUCUCCAGGGAGGAGAACAGGUUUGGGGGCUCCAGUCCUAGCCGGCAACCUCAGCCUACCCUUCCCUGCCAUGGACUCAGGCUCAUGGGGGUUCUCGCCCCCUGCCGGUGACCCUGGGGGGGUGGGUAGGUUGGCCACGGACAGAGGCCUGCUCGGUUUGAGAGAGGAUCUCUCCUAUCAGCGCUGCUGAAGGAGCCGGGCCUGCACUCAGGGCUUGGCAACAACGGCUCUCUGCCCCAGCGCCUGUGUGGUGUUGCCUCGCAGGCCUCGAGGCUUCCCUGCCAAAGGUGCCCAUCCGCUGUGGGCUCAGCAUCCCUGAUGAGUCCUGGCCUGAGCUGUGCAGGCAGGGGUGACAGCAUGGCCCGGAGAGAGCAGCCUGACCAGUGCCAUGAGAGGCUUUACCCGGACCCUUCCCAUCAGUCUCUGCUCACAGGCAGCCUGGAGUCCAAAGACCAGCACCCCCGCUCCAGCUGUGCCAGUAAACUGCUGUGUGACCUUAGGCAUAGGACUGCCUUCUCUGGGCCUCACUUCCUUUUUACACCUGCGGCUGCUGUCUGACUGCCCUUGGGUUCUGACACACACGGUCAUUCUGGGUUUCUCGUGGGAGGGAACCAGGCCGUGUUCUGCCGGGCCCCUCCUCCCUGCCCCGCUCGCUCAGCAGCCACGACGGGAGCUCUUGGUGGAUGAGGCCAAGCCAGCCGCACACGUGCCAUUUCUCAUCUGAUUUCCAGAAAUUGUGCACCAGGGCCUGGAGCACAGAACCGAUUGGCUGGGGCCUCCUGGGAGGGUUCAAAUUGUCCAGCUUUAUAAGAAACGCCGAGAAAGGGUUUGCUGCCUCCAUCAAUCAAACCUCUGCUGAGGCUGCUGUGGCUGCGUCCCUACGCUGCCCGCCUUAGGGUAGGAUCAAGAUUUCUCCUCUGAUUCAAGCCUGAGAGGCAGCCCCACGUGGCCUGUGUACCGCCAAGAGUGGCAGAUCAGGGGCCACCGCAGGCUUGCAGGGCCCUCCCGUGGGCGUUUACGUGUCUCAUCUCCGGGGUGUGUGCUUGCGUGUGUGCGUGCCCCGCGCGCGUGUGCUUUUAUCUGCAGGCACAUCAGGGUACCCCUCCGGGAACGUGUCCCCACCCGGGUGCGAGCGUGUGCCCUCUCCGAGUCCACAGGGUCAGUUGGUGUAUCUUCUACGUGCCUCUCCCUCUGCUUUCUCUCGCAGUGAGCCGGGCUCCAGAGCUCCGGGCCAGGGGUCCUCCUGAGGGUGUGGGGAACCCCAUCUCCUGGACGAUCCAGGACCCUCUGGUCCUUUCCCCAGCAACCAGGCAGCUGAGCUAGGUCCCUUAGUAGGCCCUCUGAGGGAAGGUGACCAGGAGUUCGGCUGCAGGGAGCAGAUCUCCUGGGGGCAAAGGGCUGGACCCCCUGCCUGGGCCGUGGACAUGCGUUAUGUGUCCCAGGGAUGUAGGGCUGCAGGGAUGGCCCAAUCCCACCACUGUUGAGUCUGUAAACUUCGAUCUGUAAAUAACGUUUAGCAUUCCUAUUGUAACAAAAUUAAUUUU